Chionomys nivalis (European snow vole) is the source of this 2553-nucleotide messenger RNA. RefSeq names its product phospholipase A2 group IVD (gene Pla2g4d). Lineage: Eukaryota; Metazoa; Chordata; Mammalia; Rodentia; Cricetidae. The record is from RefSeq and is a predicted model, not a curated record. The coding region runs from base 1 to 2454 and encodes 817 amino acids. The transcript is spliced from 20 exons. Gene Ontology annotation, biological process: glycerophospholipid catabolic process. Gene Ontology annotation, molecular function: calcium-dependent phospholipid binding; calcium ion binding. Gene Ontology annotation, cellular component: cytosol.
AUGGAGAGCCUGUUACCUGAGAGACUACCUGGCCAUCCUCACCAGGAGGAGGCCUCUGUCUUCUGGCGGCUCACUGUGAAGGUGCUGGAGGCUCGGAGUCUGCCUAGGACUGACUUGUUGAGUCAGGCGGAUCCGUACGUGACUCUGCUGCUGCCCACAGCCCCUGGAGUGAAAUUCAAGACCCAAACUGUCACCAACUCCAGUCAUCCUGUAUGGAACGAGACCUUCAGUUUCCUCAUUCAGAGUCGGGUCAAGAAUAUUCUAGAAUUGAGCAUCUAUGACGAGGACUUAAUUAUGAAAGAUGACAUCUGCUUCAAAGUUUCCUAUGAUGUCUCAGAAAUCCUCCCUGGCCAACUGAUCCAGAAAACCUUCCGCCUGAAUCCUCAGGGACCAGAAGAGUUAGAUGUGGAGUUCCUGGCGGAAAAAGCGUUGGACCCUCCAGAAAACCUCAUCACCAACAAUGUUCUUGUGGCCCGAGAACUGUCACGCCUGGAUGUCUGUCUGGACAGAGUUGGGAGUGCCACCGUGGCAGCAGGUCAGGACAAACUGGAGCUGGAGCUGGCGCUGAAAGGGUCAUAUGAGGACACACAGACAUUUGCCCUGGACACCGCAUCCACCUUCAGCUUCCACUACGUGAGGGGCCAAGACACAGAGCUGACAGGGUGUCUGAGGAGCUCCAAAAGCAACGGCUGGAUGUCACAUACCUCAGCUACUCCCCUCAGCGUACCCCUGAAGUCCUUGGCCACAGGGAAGGAGGUGACUGUAGACGUUCCUGCUACAAGUGCCCCAGAAGUGAAGCUGCAGCUUAGGACAGACGGCUGCCCCAAGGAGCUGGCUGUGCGGCUGGGCUGUGGGCUCUGUCCCGAGGAGCAGGCCUUCCUAGGCCGGAGGAAGCAGGUGGUAGCCGCUGCCCUGAAGCAGGCCCUGCAAUUGGAUCAAGACUUGAAGGAAGAUGAGGUUCCCGUUGUGGGCAUCAUGGCUGAGGGAGGAGGUGUCCGGGCUAUGACUUCACUCUAUGGUCACCUGUUGGCGCUUCAGAAGUUGGGCCUCCUGGACUGUGUGACCUAUUUCAGUGGCAUCUCAGGCUCUACGUGGGCAAUGGCUCACCUUUACCAGGAUCCAGAGUGGUCGCAGAGGGAUCUCGAGGGACCCAUCAGCCAUGCCAGGGAGCAUGUGGCUAAGAGCCUGUGGAGGGAAUUCCUCCCCGAACACUUGGCAAGCUACCACCAAGCACUGAAACUUCGGGAGGAGCAGGGCUACACCACCACCAUAGCUGACCUGUGGAGCCUGGUGCUGGAGUCCAAGUUGCAUGGGCAGGUGACAGACCAGAAGCUGUCGGGGCAGAGAGCUGCCCUACAGCGGGGUCAGAAUCCACUGCCCCUCUACUUGAGCCUCAACGUCAAAAAGAACAACCUGGACACCCUCCACUUCAAGGAAUGGGUGGAGUUCUCUCCCUACGAAGUUGGGUUCCUGAAAUAUGGCGGCUUUGUCCCCCCUGAGCUCUUUGGCUCUGAGUUCUUCAUGGGGAGACUGAUGAAGAGGCUCCCCGAGUCCCAGAUCUGCUUUUUGGAAGGUAUCUGGAGCAACAUCUUCUCUGUGAACUUGAUGGAUAUCUGGUACGAUGUCACCUCUGGGAAAGAUUGGAAGGAUGUCAUUGUGGAUGUCCGGCACUCAGGUAGAAGAGGGCCCUCAGCCUCAGCAGGAACCUCCUCCUGUGUGGAGACCUCAUGGCUGCAGCCUGGAACCGCCCUGGCCCAGGCAUUUAAGGGCUUUCUGAACGGCCGGCCAUUCUAUCAGCGCAGUGCCAACUUCCUCCAUGGCCUCCAGCUGCACCGGGGCUACCGUAAUCAGAAAGACUUCUCCACCUGGGCAGAUUGCCACCUAGAUAACACCCCCAAUCAGCUGACCCCGCAGGACACUCAGCUCUGCCUAGUGGAUGCUGGCUACUUCAUCAACAACAGCUGUCCCUCCAUGUUCCGCUCAGGUCGCCAAGUGGACCUCAUACUCUCCUUCGGCUACUCCCAAUUCUCGCCCUUUGAGGGGCUGCUGCAAUCUGAGAAAUACUGCAGAGCUCAGGGCCUGCCCUUCCCCCAUGUGGAGCCCAGCCCUGAGGACCAAUGCCAGCCCCAAGAAUGCCACCUCUUCUUAGAUCCCACCCGUCCUGAGGCACCGGUUCUGCUGCACUUCCCGCUGGUCAAUGACUCCUUCAAGGAGCACUCAGCCCCUGGUGUCCGGCGCAGCCCUGCUGAGCUCGAGGCUGGACAGGUGGAUCUCACAGGGGAAGCCUCCCCGUACUUCAUGUACAACAUGGCCUACAAGGAGGAAGAUUUCGACCGCCUGCUUCAGCUCACUGACUACAACAUGCGGAACAACCAGGGCACUAUCCUGCAGGCCUUGAAGACUGUUUUGAAACGUAGGGCCCCAGAGGCGAAGCCCUUGGAGAUGCAGACCUGAGGCUUCUCGGGGGCCUCUAAGACUCUGAGGGCCACACUUGGACCCUCCACUUUCCAAGGACUUAACUCAGGCUGCAGCUGGGCUUAGCCACAGAGCCCC